AUGCUCACCGGCGUACAGGUGGCCAUUGCAUGCUCAUCAUUGGACAAAAGUGAGCCAAAGGUUGUCACACCUCGGGUCCUCAAAAGCACAGAAAUGGAGUUUAUCGUCCCCAACUUGCUCGAUUGGGCGUGGUCCUCCACGGCCAACACCACAGACUCAUCCCCAACCACACUCACACCCAAGACACUACAGCUCUCGGUGACGCUUACCUGUGAAAGUGGCGUAAAGGACUCUUCUGAUCCUGUCAUUGCCUUUGACAUGGUUGCUGUCGAAGAUUCCGAGACGGAACUGCUCCAUACCAUCAUAGGACUCCACCGCCAGCUCAUCCAUGCCUCACUGACCGCAGAACUAGACAUUGAGACAGAACACACUGCACGGCAAAGAACUCUAGCGUUGCUAACCCUUGAUCAGCCCCCUACAGUGACUCGAUCUGAACAUCUGGCACUUGGCGUCAUCUACAUGCUGUGCGACAGGCGCGACUUGAUCUCAGAUGAAGGCAUGAAUAUCAUCAGAGCUGUCACCCAAGAUGGCCAUGACAUGUUACAUUUGGCAGUCGUUCUUGGUCUAAAGACACUCGUGCGGGAACUCUCCCGUCAUUUACUCGUGACUUUUCAGAGCUGUGCUAUCACCAGCGAGAGCGAAGUCUUUACUCGAGACCCCAACGGCCUCACAGCCCUUGAUUUUGCGACUGUUCUGGACCGCGAGGAGAUUGAGACAGUACUCGCAGCGACGUUGCAGGCAUCACAGGACCACAAGCGAUCUAUCCUGGGCAGAGCAACACGACCGCUGCCAUCCAUUCCUCCACCACAGUCGUCGUCAUCAGGAUCAAGGGCAACCUCACCUCCAAAGCCCUCUCGAUCAUCAACACUCAAUGGCAGUCCAGUCCUUCCUGACACGGCGUCAACUGCCCUUGCUUCUGAGACUGCUGACAGGCCGUUGCCUCCAACACCACUGAUUUCGCCUUACAACGACUCGCCUCCAGAGACCCGAGGAAACCAUACUUACUUCCCAACGAUGGCUGGCAUUGAUGCAACCCUGGCAUAUUCCCCUCCUUCGACUGAGGCUAGUCUGUCGGCACCUUCGGAACAUCACCCACCUCAAAGAGUCAACACCGCGCAGGCAAUUAUCGAGGAUAAUGGGAACCGUACCGGACAGUACCACGGAGGAGUGCCUCAGACAACGGCGGAACAUAGUCCAGCUCAUUAUCCUGGCCAUGGCGACCCUCAUGUUGUCGCUCAGCAAUACCCAACUUAUCAACCCCAGCAUCAUCAACACCAAAACAACCAGCACCAACAAGCUCAGUGGCCACAACAACACCACCAGCAACCUCACCCACAACCUCAACAGCAAUCGCACCAUUACCCACCUCAUGACCAGCAGCAUUAUCAAAAACAGCAGCAUCACGAGGAACCGCUUCACACUUUCGUCCAACACGCACCUACAAUGCCUAUUAUGCCUCACCUCCAGGCUCAUGGUCAUCAUCUUAUGUCACGCCCCGAACUGACUACUCCGCCUCGAGCCAACUCUGUACCACUGCCAGUGCCACGACCCCACAACUCUCAAACAUCAUACCCACAACAGCACCAACCAUCGCCAAUCAUAGAGAACCACUCGCCGACUUUAUUGUCGACCUCCCCCGCUACCGCAGGAAGCUACCGCCCUCUACCGACAACAUCGCCCAAGGCUCCGUCCUCCUUACCGCCACCAAAGCACAAGAUUACGCGUGUGAACAGGCCCAAGAACUUUGUAGUACCGACUUCAGCCUCAGAGACAAAUCCUGUCAGUGUGUCAGUACCGGAGCUGCCCUUGCAGUAUCAGCAACAACAGCAGCAAACCUUGCAGUAUCAGCAACAACAGCAGCAGACCUUGCAUUAUCAGCAACAGCAGCAGCAACAACAACAGCAACAUCAACAGCAGAGGCCAAUGGUGAUCCCGCCACUUCUCCCUGAUCCAUAUCCUGUUGCGCAUGCUAGUCACCACCAGCAUUCCAUGCCGGCCCCUUUGCCCAUUCCUAUGAUGCAACAUGGUAUGCCUCAGAAACAGGACUUGUAUGGCGCUCCUAGGCCGGACGAUCAAAUCAAGGUUCCUAUCGCCUAA
Messenger RNA from Linnemannia hyalina, 2097 nucleotides. NCBI's taxonomy places the organism in Eukaryota, Fungi, Mortierellomycota, Mortierellomycetes, Mortierellales, Mortierellaceae. The record is from the annotation of a GenBank genome assembly.